Molecule: messenger RNA, 546 nt
Organism: Lathyrus oleraceus (garden pea)
Lineage: Eukaryota; Viridiplantae; Streptophyta; Magnoliopsida; Fabales; Fabaceae
Exons: 3
Coding region: 1-546 (181 amino acids)
Source: RefSeq, a predicted model, not a curated record
AUGGGAACACAAUUUCACAACAGGAUAAUUAGUAGAUCAUCGACGGACACAAAAGACAUUGUGAGAAAUUUCAGUGUGCCCAUUGAAAAUGAUAAUCUUAAUAGUGUGUCCAUUGAAAAUGGUAAUCUUGCUAGUGUGCCAAUUGUUGAUGAAGUUAAUAAUGAUGAUGAUGCCGAUGAUGGUGAUGAUGAUAAUGUUGAUUAUGAUAUAUUUGAUCCAAGAAAUUGGGAUCGUCUUCAACCUAAACUGAUUAAUUUAUUAGUUGUGAAAGGUCCUAAAAGAGAUAAUUCUAUUGUGAAGGGUCCUAGAGAUAGUUUGAAUAGACGUUUUACGGCUAAUUUGUAUACUAGAGCUUUAGCAAAUGGAGAGGUGUGUGAUAGAGAUUGGCUUGUUUAUUCGAAAGAGCUUGAUAGAGUAUUUUGUUUUUAUUGUAAAGUUUUUAAAAAUGGGAUUGUUAGGGGACAAUUAGCAAAUGAGGGUUAUAGUGAUUGGGUACAUGUUGGUGAAAGAAUUAAAGAGCACGAGUUAGGCAUGAAACAUGUUUAA